Rattus norvegicus (Norway rat) is the source of this 3614-nucleotide messenger RNA. The record is from RefSeq and is a predicted model, not a curated record. Lineage: Eukaryota; Metazoa; Chordata; Mammalia; Rodentia; Muridae.
GGGUGGAUCUUUUGCAACAUCGGAAAAGCAGAAGCCAGAUCAGUAAAGGAAGUUGCUGGCCACAAGGAGGUAGAGAUGGUCCUGCUCAACUCAGUCUUCCACUUGAGAAUGUCUGAGCGUGUGUUUUUAUUUACCCUGAUUCUCUCUGGACUGCUGAGUGCCCCAGUGCCCCUAGACAGUGCAACCUCGACUUCCUGACAGCCCUGCUGGUCUCACUACCUGAACAGAAUCUGGCUAUGGCUCGGAUCCUCCUUCUUUUGCUGUCGGCAGCAUGUCUGCACACUGUGGCUUCAGACUCUCCCUGUCCUUCCCAGGGAACUCAUCAGGAUACAGAAGAGUAAAUGACUUUGGUGUCAACCAACCAGCUGUCCUCUCUGGAGUCCAGGGCGGCUCCAUCGAGAUCCCCUUCUCCUUCUAUUUCCCCUGGGAGUUGGCCAAUGAUCGGUCAAUGAGCAUAGCCUGGAUAUGGAAGUACUUCCAUGGGGAAGUCAUCUACAACUCCACCCAGCCUUUCCUUCAUGAGCAUUUUAAGGGCCGGCUCAUCAUGAACUGGACACAGGGUCAGACAUCUGGUGUCCUCAGAAUCCUGAACUUAAAGGAGAAUGACCAGGCCAGAUACUUCAGCCGAGUUUUUCUGCGAACAACUGAAGGCAUGAAGUCGUGGCAGUCAAUCCCUGGCACCCAACUCAUCAUUCAUGCUCUCAAUACUACCAUGGGGAGCCCCUCUAUCAUCCCCUCUGCAGUCCCCACAGCUGGCCUGGAGGACAAAAGGGGCCAGAGGAAUCCUUCACUGCUGAACCUGGGAGUCAUGGUUGGGAUGGUCUUGGCCAAAGUUGUGGUCAUCAUCCCCCUGUAUGGAUGGAUGAUCUUCCUGUGGUGGAAGCAAAGGCCAGCAGAAUAAAGACUAAACUCUAGUAAGGUGAGUGCCUGUCAUCUCAAGGGACAGAAGAGGAGCUGAUGGAAAGUUCACUAUGAGAGGCAUGGAAGGGAGCCAGAGCGAUGAUUCAGUCAGAAACACAUGGCACAGAGGCAGGAGGACCUGAGUUUGAUGGAUCAGGAAAUCACACCCAGGGAUGUGGCAGGAAUUUGCAAUCCCAGCCCUGGUCAAGCAAGAGAUGGGCAGAGACAUAUUGGCUGAACACCAAGUAUAGGACACUUGGUGAGUUCCAGGCCUGUGAAAGAUUGUGUCUUUAAAAAGUAGGGGUAUUGCUCAAGGUGAUAAAUCAUGGACAUAACAUUUUCUAAAUUGAUUUUACCUGAAAUAUUUUAAAUUACACAUUAAGGAAGAAAAAUAAUAUAUGCCAGUGAGAAAGCUCAGUGGGAAAUGCCCUCUGCUGCCUAGCCCAGUGACCUGGGAAUGAUUUCUGCGGACCCAAAUGGUACACAGAGAACACUGACUCUGGAAAUCUGUCAUCUGUCUCUCCUGAUCGCCCACCAGAUGCUGGUAACAAAUAAUUUUUUAUUCCUCAACUAACAGGCUACUCCGUACUAGGAUCUCUCACCAGGGAGGUGAAUUUACAUCAAAGUAGUUGUUGGUGAUUACACACCCUGCAUCCCACAGCCUUCCAUGUCUUCUCGCUGGGAGUCAGUCAUCAUGGCUGCAGGAUUCUCCUGUGAAAGUCAUUCUUGGAUAACCCCCACUUCUACCAUGGGGACUCAGACACGCUCUCCUUGGAACCAAGGUCCUCCUGUGUAUUUCUGGGCCUGAAAGCCUGACUGUGCUGUUGUCUCUCUGCUCAUGGAGUUAUUGACACUGUUAAUAAAUAUCUUACUCCCAGCAAUCCAUCUCAGUGUCUCUCCUGAGCCUCUGUCUUUUCCCCUUCCUGACACUUCUUAGAGAGUGUAGACUGUGUCUAGGGUGUAGGUCACUGGGAUAGAUGUAAGGGCCAUGGUCUUCAUUGAAACCCACAGCCUGACAAUCAGAGUUUUCCUCUUCUUUACUCUCUGGAUGCUGACAUCUCAUCCAGAGCCCACCCGUCCUCCCCACAUGCUUCACAUCAAGUGUCAGAGCGUGGCUUGCUUGGGUCCCAUGUUGAGCUUUCUUUACUCACAAGCCAAACUGUAUGCCCUCACUUUUUCAUUUCCUGCCAUGUUGACAUUCUGCAGUCUCCAUUGUCUCCUGAAAUGGGAAAUUUGUCCCCAAGGCCAGUCUGUCCUAAUAUUUGAUAGUUAGCAGGUCACCUUAUAAUAUAAAUUUGUGAGUACAGAGGAAACCAUCCAGAGUGACCCAGAAGGAAUGAUACCAUGCUUCUCAAGACAGAAGAAUUUCAUGGCCAUGCUCUAAAGAGAUCUACCAACCAUAGUGAGCCAUAAAUGAAGAGGUAUGGAAACAGCUCCAGUUCUCCAAUCACAAGCCUCAAAUGAACAUCAUCCAUGGGCCUAUUCUUGGUCAUUGGGAAGCUGUUUGGUCAUGAUGAGGUCACCAAAGCUCAUGUGGCUAAAGUGAAGUGCCCUGGAACAGCUGUGAGAUGUCUACUGUGGUUGUGACUGCAUCCUAGCCCCUGAGACUGAACUCUGCAGCUCUCAUGGGCAUGGUGAUUUUGGACAUUCCUGGUGUGUUUACACAGAUGGCUGCCAAGAUGCUGGUCUGUCCAGUCCUCUCAAGGAGUCUCAUGCACCUGUAAGAAGGGGCCUUAAUCUAUUUGUUCAAAUGGUCAUGUGACUUCUCAGGUCCUUUUCCUUUGCAUAAGAGGGAAAAUCCAGAGAUAAGCCUACAGCAAAGACUUACAGAGCCAACAUUCUCAUCUCUGCAUAUGUGCUUAAGUUCAGGUUGUAUACACUUAGGCAGACUUCUGAUCUUCUGUCUCUGAUCUUCCAAAAGGGAACAUUAUGUUCCAACUAGAAAGUAGAUAUUGGCUUCUGCCCUGGUGACAAAUGUUUGGCAUUUAUGUUCCCUAGAUUGAACCAAUUAGUAAGAAAAAGGACUAAAAGAAUUUGGGGAUCAUAACAUUCAUGUCAUCCCAACAAUUGACAGUUAGUGAUGGGAAUAUUAUCAGUUGUAACACUGAUUCUCAACCUGUGUGUCACCACCUCUUUGAAGCUAGGAGAACAUUUUCAUAGGAGUCACAUUUCUGAUAUCCUGAAUAUCAGAUGUUUAUAUUAUGAUCAUAACUGUAUUAAAAUUACAGUCAUUAAAUACCAAUGAAAUAAUUCUAUAAUUGGAGUCACUCCAAGAUGAGGAAAUAUCAGAGCAUUAGGAAGCUUGAGAACCACAGAAUUAGAGGCUAUUCUUGGUACUUCUUGAGUUUAGGCCAGCAUGGGUCACAUGAGACUCUGUCUUUAAAUCAACAGCAAAGCUUAACAAAACUGAAAUCAGUAAAGUGUGUCAUGAAAAAAGGCCCUCACUUAGCUCCCUUUUCCCUGGAGAUGGAGAACUUGAAUAUGAUACUUAGCUUCUCUCUAGAUUUAUAUAAAAUAUAACGUGACUAACAGUACUUCAGUUUUUGUAUGUUUUCUUGUUUUCUUCUGUUUUGGAGGAGGGUGUUUCUCUAUUAUACAAAUCUGAUUUUCCUGGAUCUUGCUUUGUACACAAAGUCUGGCCUCACAGUCAGAAAAUCUUCUGCUGCUGCAUCCUACUAAAUGUACUGACAUGGUAGGGUAUUAACACUUUCCGU